Cherax quadricarinatus is the source of this 4994-nucleotide messenger RNA. The record is from RefSeq and is a predicted model, not a curated record. Lineage: Eukaryota; Metazoa; Arthropoda; Malacostraca; Decapoda; Parastacidae.
AAUGCAGUGAGCUGGAGAGAGACAGUGGACGCCCAGCGAGCAUAGUAGUGGCGAUGGUCGUAGCUGGGGCGGUGUUGUUGUUGUUAUGAGUGAUUCAACAUGUCCGCCACACCCCCAGCGCGUCGACGUUCCAAUCCUGCCGUGACGGUCCGUCGGGCACAGAGCGAACGCCGGUACCUGAGCCCCUGGCAGGUUCCCUCUCGUUUCUGCAUCCCAGGGGGUCGUCAUGGCUGGUCCCGAGUUGAGCACCAUCACUAUGCCCCACGCACCGCUUUCAUCCCCCUAGCUUACUCACGCCCGCAUCCUCCUAGGAUGCUAGGACAGUCGCAGAUGCUGCUGGGUGCUGGGUCGCAGCCGUGGGGGUCCAUGCGCCACCGCCCCCUCCCGCCCAUAUCACACGUCCACCUCCCACCCAUAGCGCUGGGGUCGCCGCCCCUCUCACCUAGCACCCUGGCAAUAGGUGCCCCUCCAGGGGUGAUGCCGACCAUGACCCUGGAAGAGAGGCUGUCGCAGGAGAGGGUGACGGCCUUUCUGGCAGGGGAAACUCUGCCUCACCAACCACGUUCCAUACUGUCUUGCCCAGAGUCACCAUUAUAUGAGUCCCUCAUCUCGUACUUCUCAGAAGGGGAGGACAUCUUGACCAUUCCAGACACUGAGGGCGAGCAUGAGUAUCAACAGAUCGAGGUGGUCGACACCAUGCCCAAGAGUGACAAAAAAGCGCAGGGAGCAGCUUCCGCAUUGUGUCAGGAAUUUGGUUCUACGGAAGCCGAGAGUGACUCUACCGACUGUAAGCCGCCGCAGGAAGACCACCAGCAAGAGCAGCAGCAGCGACAACAGAUAACGACAGCAAAUAAGCUCCACACACUGGAUGUUAAGCCUGAGAGACAUCACAACAAAGAGACUGAAGUCAGUGACGAUGUCACAUGCAGCUGCCAGACUAGUGGUUCAGUGAGCCCGAAGAGUGAUAAUGAUUCUGGCUCCUCCUCUCCCCCUCCUAAGACAGCAACAAAGAGCUCCACACAGUCACUUUCUUCUCAUGAGAGUCACAAAAGUGCCAUUUACAUCAUCCAUGACUCGAGCAGCUCCCAGGAAGACAACACCUCUGCCAUCACUGUCUCAGACACAUACAACGAGAUGAAUCGACCGCCGACGGUCAUCCAUAUUUCGAGUUCCAGCAAGUGUUCAGUUGAUCAGAUUAGUCCACACGGCAGCGAGAAGAAUGUGAGUCGGAGAACUAGCGUUAAAAACAAUAAUCUGAACGUUUCCACAAAUCAAAGUUCCUCUUCAUCAUCAAAAUCCAACAUAAAGACAACUUGCUCUGCCAAAUCCAGCAGCGUGGAACCCGCGUACACUGCUCAGGUGAUAACCCGAACCAAAUUACCUGAGGUGACGUACCCACCGCUCACUAUAGAGUUGCCAGAGACAAAACAAACUCCCUGUAGACCAGAGCAAACCACCUGCACUACGAAGAACAAAUCUACUCAGGCUUCUCUUGACUCGGCGCCCCACAUCAUAACAACACUUGAUCCACCUAUCAAAACUGCAAGACCCCCGUCAAGACCUUACAAAUCAUCCUAUAAUUUCGCUACGGCGACACAAUAUUCCGAGGACCCACCACCCUUAGUUGUGAACUUCGAUUCCGAGCAUUCUGACAGUGACGAUGUCGGAGGUGGAACUGACAGCGAAACAGACUCCAUUGCAAGUACCUUUAACGACAGAAACUCAUUUUAUAUGACGGAGGGGGACACCAGUUCUAUAUACUCGUCAAUAGCGGAGAUCUACUCAGUGCUGAGCACCGACCAGGAUUCUCUGGUGUACGUGUACAGGCGACCACCAGACAGUAACAACCACCACUCGACGUACUCCACCCUCAGUUACCGGUUCCCCAGCUACGUCCUCGCAAGGGGCGGCAGUAGCGGUGGCAGCAGCGGCGGCGGCAGCAGCGGCGAAAGUGACUCUUCGUGGGGCGGCGGCAGCAUCUCCUUCGUCGAGCCAAGUUACCGACCCUCAAACCUCUCGGUCGGCGCCCGGGGACACCUCAAGAUCGACUACUCUUGGUCUUGGGACCGUCUGGAUGAUUUUGUAAGGGCAACAAGCCCCAGGGGUAGCAGUUCAGACGACCAGAGGUCCGCUCGUGGACCUCGGUCUCCCCCCGGGGUAACCACGGGCUUCAAGGCCCGCCCCGAGGGCUGGUUCUCCCUCUGGGAGAAGUAUUCAGACCCUGUGGCUGGCUAGAACCUCCCUAACUAAAGGCUCCUAAGAAACAUGGCCAGCUAGAGUUUUCUGCCAUUUCAAGUUAAGCUAGGAUGUCCUGGACCUUAAUGUCGACUUGGAUCUAUUGGGAUCCCUCAAACCAACUAGGAUCUUCUGGGACCCCUCAGGCCGGCUAGGAACUCCUGGGACACCAAGGCUGGCUAGGACCUCCUAGACCCCAAGGCCGGCUAGAACCUCCUGGGACUCCAAGCCAGCUAAGACCUACUGGGACACCCAGAGCAGCUAGGACCUCCUGGGACUCCCAGGCCGGCUAGGACCUCCUGGGGCCCCAAGGCCGGCUACGACCUCCUAGGACCGCUAGGCCGGCUAAGAUCGUCUAAGUGAAAUUACAGGCCGCUUAAAUACGCAAUCUACAAUAAUUUGAGAUCUAGUGAGCCGUGUAGUAUCUACUUGAUGCAUUAGAUAAUCUCACACGCCAGUCUACACUGCAGUCUACCUUGCACUGCAGUUUACCUUGCACUGCAGUUUACCUUGCACUGCAGUCUACCUUGCACUGCAGUUUACCUUGCACUGCAGUCUACCUUGCACUGCAGUUUGCCUUCCACUGCAGUCUACCUUAUACUGCAUUUUACCUGUCACUCUUGUCUAACACAACACUCUACCCUAUACUGCAGUCUACCGUACACUUCAGUCUACUUUACACUUCAGUCUACCCUACCCUAGGUUUAAAAUCUAUCGACUACACAGGCUCAUUAAGUGUUCAUUAUUCUGCACACCAUCAGUCAGGUAUACUUUAUUUUUUUUUAUCAUGAUUAAGUAAACUCUAAGCGUAUAUACGCUGAGCAAUAUACAUCUCAUGUAUACAUACGCAGGGAUAUACAUCUCAAGUGUAUAUACACUGAGAUAUAUAUAUCUCUCGGUGCAUAUACACUGAGAUAUCAACAGAAUAUUAUACAGGGGAUCCGAAGCGAGGUGGUCUGAGCAAGAGUCUAUGUUGGACCAUCCAGUCACUCGCCUCUCAAGCAAAACACCUCGGUUCGAUCCCUCGGUCAUUUUUCCUGUUGAUUCUCAGUUGUUUAUCACAAUUUUACCUUGAUAUACACACUGAUAUACACUUGGUGCAUAUACACUGGCAGAUAAACACCGCCUCUGUGUAUAUACAUUGAGAGAUAUACAAUUCUCAGUGAAUAAAUCUUUGCGCCAGUAUAUAAAUGGAUUUCGAUUUAAUAUUCGAAAUAUAUUUAUAUGCUGACUUCUGGAAAAAAAACAAAAAAAAAAAAGGAAGAGCGAAUUGUUGGGUUAUAUUUUAACAAAUUAUACAAACUUAAAUAAGAGAGAGAGGAAUCAUAAAACAAUUCUGAAUAGUACAGUAUUUUCCGGCAUAUAAGACGCACCUUUUUUUCUACAAAAUGUCUUGGAAAAUUACCCUGCGCCUUAUAUGCUCAGGGUGAAGGGUAAGCUUUGGGUUACGUUUUAACUUUACGUAAAGUAAGAAGGUAAUUAGCACUUGAUUAUGAUUCUGAUUUACGGUUAUGAUACUUAUGUCGUGCGCCUUAUAUGCCGGAAAAUACGUAUGUAAAAUUUAAAAUUGUAUUUAAAGUAAUUAAAGUUUAAGGAAUAUAAAAGAACUCUAGAAGUGCAAAUUGGAAACAAUGUAAAGAAUUAAGAGUAAACUAUGCAUAAUCAAAAAUAAUAACUUAUAGAAAAGAUAGAUUUAUAGGAUCACCUAAUAAAAAUUAAAGAUAGUUGCAUGAUUGGUUAAUUGGGGCUUUAAGGCUAUCGACUACUCAGAGGGUCAUUAAGGCUGCAGGUAACCUUUUCACCACCAGACAAGAGGACUUUAAUACAUAAACGGACAGUGAUCAGAGUAUUCUUUCAGCAUAUAUACACUGAGACACACACACACACACACACACACACACACACACACACACAUAUCUCCCUCGGUGUAAACAUCCUGGAAGCUUGUUUUUCUUGCGUGUUUAAAGAGACCAGAAAAAAAACAGAACACAGCAUGUGAGGGUAGCCAUGAACAACACAGCUGGAUGAAGGCAGCCAGGUACAACACGGCUGGAUGAAGGCAGCCAGGUACAACACGGCUGGAUGAAGGCAGCCAGGUACAGCACGGCUGGAUGAAGGACGUAAUCUCCACAGGCAUGAAGAUGUGGGACCCACAUAGCAGAACAACAUUUCGCUCUAGGGAGAGCUUUUUCAAGGUCUCUUCAGAACGAACUGUUGUCUCGACAGUUGUUUGCUGUGCUACAUUGUGUCUUUGUUGACACGAAUGAUAGGUUUAAAACGUAUUGAAUAUAUGUCGAUAAAUGGUUCAGAGAACCGACAAGUUGAUAAAUCAGGCACAUAUGCAACACUUGGAUAUCUUUGAGGAAACGUUCUUCACCAUUCUCCUUUGUACGGACUGAUGAAGCCACUGUAUGGCGAAAUGUUUCCUCAAUAAAAAUACCCAAGUGUUGCAUAAUGUGUAUUGACUAUACUAAGAUCAUUAAGGCUGCACUUGCUCACCAUCAGACAAAAAGAUAUUAAUCCCAAAAUUAAAGAUUAAAGCAAACUCUCAGCAUAUAUACGCUGAGAGAACUACACUGAGAGGUGAAUACAGGACGUUUAAAAAGAUGGAGCCAAUUUCAAAGAAGUUUGCUUUGAAAUAAGGUUUAUCUUGUGGAACACUCUGUAUAUCCCGUGUCCACAAAUUUCUUGAAAGGGCGAUGGAGGAUUUAGAAGAGUAAAAUAUAAAAAUUGAAGAUAGUUGUGCAGGGCUAAUUAGA